GGGAUCCUCAAUUUUUCAACUUAGCAUCUUGGCAGGACAUUUUCCCAAGCAAAGCCCCCGUCCGACGGGUAAAAAAAAAACUUCUGCGCGGGCAUGAGAGCGACGGUGCAACUCAGAUAAGGGAGCAACAGAAAAAAAAACAGAACCAGACAAAACAUCCGACGGGCAGUGGCUGGCUGGCAGCGAUCAAAAUAAUCCAUCCAACAUCCAAGCCUCUCACUUUUACUUUUUGCCUUCACCGUUGUCAUUUAGCAGGGGAGGGGGGGACAGACAGCGGGUCUGCAGACACACGGCUCUAUGCGCUCCGACGGCAGCGCAUGAGAAAAUAAAGAGGGGAAAGUGCGCGAGUUAAGUGGCUUCUACUCUCCGGGCUCCAGCAUGGCGUAUCCUCAGGGCUACUUGUACCAGCCCUCCGCUUCUCUAGCCCUGUAUUCGUGCCCUGCGUACAGCACCAGCGUCAUAUCGGGACCCAGGACCGAGGAACUUGGGAGAUCCUCUUCGGGAUCUGCUUUUGCGCCCUAUGCCGGAUCUACUGCGUUCACCAGCGCCUCGCCAGGCUACAACUCCCACUUGCCGUACAGUGCAGACGCGGCGGCAGCUGCCACAUUCACCUCGUACGUGAGUUCUCCCUAUGACCACACUACGGGUAUGGCCGGCUCACUAGGAUACCACCCUUACGCAGCACCCUUGGGCACCUACCCUUAUGGUGACCCAGCAUACCGUAAAAACGCAACCCGGGACGCCACCGCCACCCUGAAGGCCUGGCUCAAUGAGCACCGCAAAAACCCGUACCCCACCAAGGGCGAGAAGAUCAUGCUGGCCAUCAUUACCAAAAUGACCCUCACCCAGGUGUCCACCUGGUUCGCCAACGCCAGGAGGAGGCUAAAGAAGGAGAACAAGAUGACCUGGACCCCCCGGAACCGGAGCGAGGACGAGGAGGAAGACGAGAAUAUUGACUUGGAGAAAAACGACGACGACGAGCCAAACAAGCCCACAGACAAGGGAGACUCCACAGACACAGAAGCAGAUCAUAAACUGCUGAACCCGGGGGACAUAGGCUGUGACAGAUUUAAAGAGGAGAACCCUGGCAAAGACACGGAUCCGCUUCUCAGCGACUCGGAGUUAAAAGACCAGGAGGAGCGGACUACAGAGUUGCUGCCGGAUUCCGCGAAACCCACCACUUCGUCUCCCUCGGCGGUGCCCCGAGGGAACCAGAGCGUUGCGCAACAAGACAAGCCGUCAGAUUUGAGCCAUGCACCGGGUACGGUGACCAGCAACGUGACCUCUGUUAUCCACUCGCCCCCCUCAGCCCCUAAACCCAAACUCUGGUCCCUUGCGGAGAUCGCCACGUCCUCAGACAGGUGUAAGAGCAGCGGCGAGGCGCCACAGGCUUGUCCCGGUUUGGGUCAGAGCGCAGUGAUGGGCACCAGCGCGUCUCCAUCACGGUCCUCCCCUCAGUGCCCGCUCCCCAACAGCACGGUCCUGUCCAGGCCUCUGUACUACACCUCCCCUUUCUACCCCGGCUACACGAACUAUGGUGGCAGUUUUGGACAUCUUCACAGUAACCACGGCUCGGUAACCACGGGCUCCACGGCACAUUUCAAUGGAUUAAACCAGACUGUGUUAAAUAGAGCAGAGGCUUUGGUAAGGGAGAGCCAGAAAGUCAGAGGCCAAACGCAGGUAGAUCUUUGUAAAGACUCCCCUUAUGAACUAAAGAAAGGUAUGUCAAACAUUUAAUACCUGAAUAUUUUCCACUCACGCGGACUUUUAUUUAUUUUUUGUGGUUGCAUUAAAAAAAAAGAAAAAAGAACAAUGAUGAAGCAAAUUCUGAGAACAGUUAUUUUCUGAGUAAAUGCUUAUCCUCAAAUUUUUAGUUUCUGAAUGGUUAAUCCUAAAAUGUAACAAGAAUGGUCUUAAUCGCUGCAGCCGCCUGAGUCUAUUUGUAUUAAAGACUAACAUGUAUAUUUAAUGUAGCAUUUUUGU
Molecule: messenger RNA, 1983 nt
Organism: Chelmon rostratus (copperband butterflyfish)
Lineage: Eukaryota; Metazoa; Chordata; Actinopteri; Chaetodontiformes; Chaetodontidae
Gene: irx5a
Product: iroquois homeobox 5a
Exons: 3
Coding region: 379-1737 (452 amino acids)
Biological process (GO): regulation of transcription by RNA polymerase II; cell development; neuron differentiation
Cellular component (GO): nucleus
Molecular function (GO): DNA-binding transcription factor activity, RNA polymerase II-specific; RNA polymerase II cis-regulatory region sequence-specific DNA binding
Source: RefSeq, a predicted model, not a curated record